Messenger RNA from Artibeus jamaicensis (Jamaican fruit-eating bat), 3546 nucleotides. It is a transcript of the gene SLC60A2, whose product is annotated as major facilitator superfamily domain containing 4B. Gene Ontology annotation, biological process: transmembrane transport. Lineage: Eukaryota; Metazoa; Chordata; Mammalia; Chiroptera; Phyllostomidae. The record is from RefSeq and is a predicted model, not a curated record.
AUGCCAAGACGGUACCGAAUUAGCGCCUACGAUCCAGAUCAUUUCCUGUCAGCUGCAACUCCAGUUCACUCCGCCAAGGGGCGCCAGCUUCUACGGGUCCAGCUUUAUCUGACGCUGAGGCUGGAAAACGGUGUCCUGUCUCUUAGGCAACCAUAUCAACUUCCGGUUCGCGGCGAGGACUUGGUUGGCGAGUGGCCACAGUUCCGCUACGUGAUUCGCGCGGGCGCCUUGGGUACUAGAGGGCGCGCGUCAGAUAUCUGCAGCGACCAGCGGCAGGACUGGUUAUCUCGAGCCGCCAAGCUGGAGUUGGAAGUGGAACUCCGUGGGACCGGGUACCCGGUGGUCGGGAAGCGGCUUCUCCAGGAUGAGGUCCCGGAGGAGAAUGAGCCGGAGGCGGUAGCAGGUUCCCGGCGCAGCGGCGGGCGCGGGAGACUGCUGCACUGGUUCGUCACAGUGAUCCUGUGUGCCGCCUUCCUGGGGCUGGGAUUGAGUAUCUCUAUUGUGGGACCCACAUUUCAAGAUUUGGCAACAAAUUUAAACCGAAACAUCAGCAGUAUUUCUCACAUUUUUGUGGGCCGUGCUUUUGGAUAUUUGACUGGCUCUGUGAUCGGUGGAAUUCUUUUUGACGCUAUAAAUCCUUUUUUACUUUUGGGGCUCUCGUUGUUGGCCACCACCGUGGGCCUUUGUCUCGUGCCAUUUUGUAAGGCAGUAGUGCUGCUGGUUGUCAUGAUGGCCAUCUUUGGUGUUUCGAUGGGCAUUCUGGAUACAGGUGGUAACGUCUUAAUCUUGGCUAUUUGGGGUGACGCAGGAGCCCCGCACAUGCAGGCCUUACACUUCAGUUUUGCCUUGGGGGCCUUUCUGGCUCCCCUGCUGGCUAAAGUGGCCCUGGGCACGCCGGUGGCUGCUGGAAACCACACCGAGGGGGAAGGUAACUAUUCUUCUCUCAGCCGGUCACCUGAAGCUGACUCAGAAUCUCUGUUCGGAGUACCUGACAAUAUAAGUUUCUUGUGUGCUUAUGUUAUUAUCGGUACUUAUAUUUUUGUAGUUUGCCUCUUUCUUUUUGCUCUGUUUUUAAAGAAAAGCUCACAGCAGGAAAAAGCGAAAGCAUCUGCCCAGAGGUCUCGAAGAGCUAAAUAUCACCACACCCUUCUUUGUCUCCUUUUUGUGUUCUUUUUUUUUUAUGUUGGAGCUGAGGUCACUUACGGCUCUUACGUUUUCUCCUUUGCCGUCACCCAUGCCGGCAUGGCCGAGAGUGAAGCGGCUGGGCUGAACUCCAUGUUCUGGGGGUUCUUCGCAGCCUGCAGGGGCCUGGCAAUCUUUUUUGCCGCGUGCUUACAACCCGGAGCAAUGAUCGUGUUGAGCAAUAUCGGCAGCCUGGUGUCGACUUUAUUUCUGGUGCUUUUGAGCAAUAACGCGGCUUGUCUGUGGAUCGCAACCUCAGGGUACGGAGCCUCGAUGGCAACCACGUUCCCCAGCGGUAUUUCUUGGAUUGAGCAGUACACAACCAUCCACGGGAAAUCGGCAGCGUUUUUCGUAGUUGGUGCUUCCCUGGGAGAAAUGGCUAUUCCUGCAGUCGUUGGAAUUCUUCAGGAGAAAUACCCUGAUUUACCUGUAGUUUUGUACACCUCUCUGGGGGCAGCAGUAGCCACUGCUGUUUUGUUUCCUGUGAUGUAUAUGUUAGCCACUUCACCACUCAGUCGUCAGCGAGAAGAACACAGAAGUGAGGACCAGAGAGCUUUGCUCCCAGGCCCUGGGCUAAACGACUACGAGGAAGAUAAUGAAGAUGAUGAUGCUGAAAAAUGGAAUGAAAUGGAUUUUGAAGCGAUUGAAAUGAAUGACACAAUGAGGAAUUCUGUACUAGAGACAGCUAGAAGUAUUUUGAUGGAGCCCACAGCAGAAAUCUCCAACCAGUUCCACUCACAUGCAUUCAUGUGUGAGUUCUCCACGGUUAAUAUGGGCAAGUCCCCUGUGGACCAGUUGCAAGAAACCAGGACCAAAGGGACUAGCACUGAGAGAAGAUGGAUAAUUCACUGACUUUUUGAAUAAUUGCCAGUUCUCAAGAAGCCAGUCAGAGCAGGGCAUUAGCAGAUUUUUCAGCACAGUUUGGGGGUCAAAAUGUCUAGGUCAGAGUAUAGCAAACGCUAGAAGGUUUUGAUACAUUCUGUAAUUCCCAGAGUCUUCCAUGGAGAACCAGUGGUCUCACCCAGCAGGAUCUUGUGAGGCUGGUGUUUGGCAUGUGGCUGAUUAGGUAAUAUUUUACAGUCUUCAUCUUUCAGAUGAUUGAUUUCAUCUUUCAGAAAGAAGAUUGAUUCAUUGAACAAGUUACCAAUUGUCAGUAUUCUGCCAGGAAAGUUGAAGAGAGUCCUCUCAUAAAAUAGCCUCUUUGAACAUGGGCAGAGAUUGUGUUUACUUAUUUUACGCUGCCUGUACUGUUGGGCCACAGAACGCUGAUACCUCGUUUGAUUUUGAUUCCCAUGAAGAGAACACAGAACGGGGCCCUACAAACAUGGCUUCAAGCCUUGACUGCUGCUUACUAGCCUUCUGGCCAUGCAUGCGGUCACUUAACUGGCCUCGGCCUUGUUUACCUCAUCUUUUGACUGGGAUUCCAUAAGUGAAAAUGAGAUAGUUUUCAAACUAGGAAUCUCUAAGUUUUAAAGUUUGUGUAAGUUGUCUGCUAGGAAUUAGUGUCAGUUCCACUCCAUUCUUCAUUUCAAAGGAGAAGUGAAACAAAAUCAGUAGCUUCAAGGAUGUGCUGCUGAUUAUAAAUACAUAUGAGUUUAAGAAACUCAAUGUUUAAUACUCUAUUUGAAUAAUUACCCAAGGAAUACAUUUUUUAAGUUCUGAAUUUUAUUGAUUCAAAGAUUCACCUUUUCCCCCCACAUUUUUAACAUCUCUGAAAUCAGAAUAUAUCUUAAAGCCAAUGAUCAUUUAACAUUGUGACAAACUUAACUGGAAGUUCUUUUCCAUAUAUAUAAUGUCGCAUUUUACAAUCAGUGUCUUAGAUUCUGCAGAAUCAGUAUUUCAAUCGAUUAUGGAGAUUAUUUUUAGCCAUUUUAAAAGGAAAAGGGUUUUUUUGUAUGCUAGUGUCCUCAAUGCUCAAAUGAGAUUUGGACAUGCUGUGUUCCAAGUGUCGGUUUUGGAGCUGCUGUGUUCGUGGUAGGACUGAGCAGGGUCUCCUGAGGUCGUUCGCCUGCCUCGGCAGCAGCCUGGGUCUGAGCCUUGCUGUUUCAGAAUCUCCUCCUCGAGUCCCAUUGUAAGCACUGAACCCAGGCUUAGUUCCAUGGACAGUUAAGCACAGUUUCUAGUGAUUGGAAUACUUGCAUCCCUCAUCCAGGGCUCCUCUGUGAGUCUGAAUUACCAAGGAAACCACAGUAGUGGUGAGGACGCAGCUUGGUGGCCUAGGAGUCGGGACCACAGAGGGCACUUCCUGCGAAGGUGGCAGAGCAGGUGUGGGUGGCCCUUUGAAAAAUGACUGAUACUGAUGACAGAUUUUGUUCGCAUCUCUUUACCACGUUUUAUGCUGAAUAACAUGGAAAUUCUACCUUA